AUGGCUUGUUUUCGUCCAUGGGAAAAUAACAAACAAACAAAUAUAAAUGAAAAUGAAAAUGAAGUAAACAACUUAGAUUUGUUUGAUUGUGAUAUUAUGUAUAGUGAUAUGGUACAGAAGAAUUUAGAAAACUGCAGUUCUACGAAAGAUGAUAAUAAUUGUGUAGACAUGGAAAUAGAUACAAAAUAUGCAAUUAUAAAUGGAAAUAAUGAAGAAGAUAGUGAUAAUUUAUUUCAUUUUAAAGAAACGAGUAAGUAUUAUUAA
Messenger RNA from Macrosiphum euphorbiae (potato aphid), 264 nucleotides. The record is from the annotation of a GenBank genome assembly. Lineage: Eukaryota; Metazoa; Arthropoda; Insecta; Hemiptera; Aphididae.